This is a messenger RNA of Mycosarcoma maydis (corn smut), 3831 nucleotides long. RefSeq lists its product as uncharacterized. Lineage: Eukaryota; Fungi; Basidiomycota; Ustilaginomycetes; Ustilaginales. The transcript has a single exon. The coding region runs from base 1 to 3831 and encodes 1276 amino acids. The record is from RefSeq and is a predicted model, not a curated record.
AUGAUCAAUCCGAAUACGGUGAGACUAAAUGAUGCAGAACUACCCAAUGUCAUGGGAGACUAUUCUUCUGAGAAUUUCCUCUAUGAUGCUGCUGGGCGCCUCCUUGUUGCUCGCCUAAAUUGUUCUGGCCAACAAUUGAAUAUCGCGUGUGUAUAUGUCCCAGCUGAUAGCACUGAGCGCUCUGCUUGGCUGGAAAACACAACAGAUCUCUUGGUCUCGCUUGAGGGUCGCCUCCUAUGUGACAUAGUAGGUGGCGACUGGAAUAUGGUUACACAUAUCCAGGACCACACCUCGACCAGAAGACCUAAUCUCCAAGAAAGGCAUCGUUUGUUAACGUUCCUCUCCUAUCUAAAUGACGAAACUGACCUCAUAGAUGGCUACCGGGAACACUUCCCGGAUUCUAUUAUGUACACCCAUACGGGUCCAAAUAGCGCUGCCCGUCUUGACCGAAUCUACGUAACGCCUGCUAUUUCCUACCGCAGCUGCGAGUGGGAUACCCACGUGUUGCCAAAAUCCCUCAAUCUUGACCACCUCAUGGUUACAGCCAGAAUCAAGCCUUAUAGCCCCACUAAGCGCGGCCCUGGCCGAUUCCGGUUUAAAUGCAACCUCUUGAAGUCGCAACCUGUACAGGCACGCCUAACCGUGCUUGUAAACAAACUAAAGGAGAGCCCAGUGACCCCUGCUCGCUGGACCCUCCUUAAAAAUGAGCUUGAGAGUACGCUUUCAGCCAUCGUCCGUACCAAGUCCCAAGCCUUGACGAGUGCCCGCUUACGGGCCAAACGUCGCCGCACACGACUGUUACUUCGACGCCGCGCCUCUCCGAAUCCCUCGCUUGAGCGAAAACUUGCUGCUGCCACAGUGAGAGAAAGUCAGCUGAACGAGUAUGCAACCAAAGCUUUUGCUUAUAGUGCAAUGGCCAAGAACCGCCUACUUGGGGAAAAACCCACCAAGUGGUUUUACUCUCGCUGCUCCGCCUCCUCACUCUCGAAUGUCUCAGCACUAAAAUCGAGCCGCACCAACACGCUAGUGGAAAAUCCUCAGGAUCUCCCGGCUGUUGCAGCUGACUUUUACAAGUCUCUCUUCGCGGUACGUCUCACAAAUCCCAGCAAGGGUCGCAACUUCAUCGACCUCAUGCCGAAACUCCCGAGGGCUCUGAGCGAAUCCACAUCUGUUCCCAUAACCUCCACUGAGGUGAAAGCUGUACUUAAAGGGGCGGCUACGGGUAAGUCGCCUGGACCAGAUGGUUUGCCAGUUGAGCUUUUUAAAGAAGUUUUCCAGUCUUCUUCGGAUAAUGCAGAAACCCUGUGCGAAGGUUUGGCCCAGCUCUUUAACUCCCUUCUACAGGGGGAACGAGCGGACGAAUCUUUUUCGGUUGGAGUUCUCUCCAUCCUGUACAAAAACAAAGGCUCCCCACAGGACCUUAAAAAUUAUCGACCCCUCACAGUAGCGAAUUCGGAUUACAAGCUGUUCACUGGUAUCUUAGCCAAACGGCUCUGUUCUGCACUCAACGGGGUCGUUGGUCCGCACCAAUACGCCUUCUUGCCAGGAAGGCUAAUUGAUGACAAUAUUCGACUGGUCCAAUCCAUCAUUGACGAAAACCAAGGCUCUGAAACUGAAGGUGUCUACCUUCUCUUCAUUGACCAAGAGAAAGCAUAUGAUCGGGUUGACCACAAAUUCCUCUGGCGGCUGCUGAAACAGGUUGGGCUCCCCGAACCUAUUCGACACGCCAUCAAAGCCCUGUAUGCCAAUGUCAAAUUAAAAGUCAUGGUUAAUGGGUUCGCCAGCAAACCUUUUCCGGUCCGAAGUGGAGUACGGCAGGGAGACCCCCUCAGCUGUAUUCUCUAUGUCCUCUUCCUAGAACCACUUAUCCGGAAAAUACAAACCUCCGAAAUUGAAGGAAUCACCAUCCCAAACUCCGCGCCCAUAAAAGCUGUCUGCUAUGCGGAUGACACCGUGCUGGUCCUUAAAAACCAGACUGAGGUGGAUCUCGCCCGUAGUAUUCUGCAGGAUUUCUGCGAAGGCACCGGCGCACAAAUUAACUGGAAUAAAUCGAGUAUCCUCAAGGUCGGGAAUCCCCCACCAAUUACUAUACCUGAGGUCUCCUUCGUAUCUCCUGAUAACCCGUACUUCCACUUAGGCGUUCCUAUAGGGACGAAUACCGAAGUGCAAAUACAAAACCUCUGGGAUAGCGUACGCCUGACCUUUGAGACCAUUGCCACUCGAUGGUCCAAGGCUCACCUCUCGCUCAAAGGACGAAUCAUGGUGGCGAAUAGCCUCAUGUUCUCCAUCCCUAGAUACCACCUGAAAUUUAUCCCAAUUAGUCCACAGACGCUUUCGUCGCUUGUGAAAAUAUAUUAUGACUUUAUUUGGGACCAAAAAUGGCUACAUAAAAUACACGACCUCCACGCCCUUCUCCCACCGGAAAAGGGUGGCAUUGGCAGUUUUGACCUCAGUUGUGUGAUCGAGGCACUCAGUGCCGAGGCAGUAGCAAAACUUGAAUCUCGCGACGACUUACCUUGGGUGCAAAUCCAACGAAGGCUGUUGGCGAAACUCCACACCCGCACACGGGGCGAAAUCCUCUCUGUCAUAACCCGACCGUGGGUUCAGCGGGUCUCGAGCCGUGAUCUCAAGAUGAGCGAACUUCCCUCGGGCAUCCGUCAUAUGUGGAUUCCUUGGCUCCGCCUUCUUAAAUCUGAUUCGGAUACGAUCUCCAUUGGUCCACCUAAGACCAAGCAGGACGUGCUGAAUAUUAACUUCUGGUACCACCGCGAUCUCACAGUCCGCCCUGGACAAGGCGCGCGUCGCUUCUCCAAUUUCUCGUUUCGAUUUUUGGCGGAGCUAGGUAUCUCCUCAAUCGGAGAGGUCUGGGAUCCAGGGACAAGGACAGUUAUACUGCCGGCUACCCUCCCUGCCUCCAAAACUCAAGCCAUGACACAGGCGAUUACGAAUCUGAUUCGUGACCUUCCUGCGCCUUGGCUAGAACUGCUAAAUGAUACCUCGUUAUAUACCUCCUCCACAAGCGACCAGCUCUGCCUGUCGCUGGGGAGCGGGGAUCAUAAAAAGAUGGCCCCACUACAUAAAUUUCGCUUCCGUGAAAUCUAUCGCCAAUUAGUGAGCCAAAAAACCAAGGAAGUGAACUACGAUGCUCGGGUUCAACCAAUCCUCCAAAUUUACACGAACCAUACCGGUAAACGGGGAAAUUUAGCUAUGAUCUGGCGAGCAGCCAGGCAUGAGUUCCUGACCCCAAAGCAGGGCGAUCUCCUCUGGAGACUCCUGCACGCCAAGGUAAAAAUCGGGCAAGACCUCCACUGGCUCCCUCGUGAGUCUCAGAUCUGCCCUAAUUGUAUUAUACCCUCUUCCAUCGAACACCUCUGGAUAGAGUGCCCUGCGGCACAACACCUUUGGUGUCUGGUACGAACCAUAUGGGACAAGGCCUGGGAUAUCACUGAUCCGAAUACAGCGAAACCGGCCUUCCCCCAAAUUGAAUCCCGACAUGACCUAGCCUGCUGGCUGGCACUCGCGCCCGUAUCUGACCGCUUCCACGCUCGCCGCUGGAAAGUACUUUUCGGAACGGCCGUGUGGUCAAUCUGGAUUUCCUAUCUCCGCUGGAGCUAUAGUGAAGAUCUAACAGCCCUAUUCCCAGCUUCAAUCCGUGCGCUCUUCCUAACGCUGUUGCGCAACCGAUUUCAAGAGGACCGCUUGUUGUCACUUAAUUCGCUCUACACGAAUAAGACCUACAAUGUGGAAGCCUUCAAACUCACUUGGGGACAACCCCCCUCUACCGCUAGGGCUGCUAUUUCCGUCAUGGAAAUUCUGCCACCUACCUCCUAA